ACUAACAGUCAUGUCCACCGUGUCUGCACCUCGCGCAAAGGUCAACCUCGAUUAUCUCUCACCUCUGCAGAGAAAGAUCGCACUGGCGCUGGUCUAUCAUCCCCAUAACAGCGGUUGCAGGCAAUCCUGUAUUAUACUGUUACCACGAUCACCGACAUUCUCAGACCCACCCCAAAGCAGAUGACCGUCGAAAAGGAUGUCGACGACGAAGUGACCGCGACGCACAAGGCUCCGGCUUCGCCGCUGCCAUCAGUGACGCUUCCCUACAAAAAAUGGCGCACAGCCGGUUCGAUUGCAUCAGCUCCUCCAUGUUUUACCGGCAAGAACAACAUGGAACGUAUCGAACCCAGUCAGCGUGCACCACUCACCGCUCCGCUGGCAUGCUUAGCCACCCCGGCCAAGCUAUUCGGCGGGGAUACACCUCGGCCUAGCAACGUCAGCUCUCAGGCUAGUUCGAGCAACACGUUACUGGGAUCGUCGGGAGACGCGUCAAGUAAAACUUCCUCCUCCGAGCCGGAGGCCAGCCAAAUAGUCCCCAACGCGUCGGUCCUGUCGUUCUGUCGCCUGGAAAAUGCAGGCGCCAUCCGCCGCCGUCAAGCAGGGUCCACCGCUAUGGCAUUCACGUCAUCAUCGCGUUCCUCGAAGUCCCUUCAUCCUAGUCGCAAGGUCAUUUCGCGGAUUCCGGACAGCAUGCGGGGCCCUGAGGGACGUCCUCUGAAUGCGCUGCCGGAGGUCAUCUUCACGCAACGAUAUGCAAACCCGAUCCCUAUUCCGUUCAACAUCAACCUGCGUCGAUCGGACGGAGGGCAGAACUCGAGCGAGUCUACCGCUCAUUCAGCAGAUAAUUCGCAAGAUACCUUCAACAUGGAGACGCCCCGCGUGGGUAUGCAGUUGACCAAAGGCAAGUUUGGGUCAUUGCGGAGGCUUGGUAACAAGCUUCGUAAAAGCGUCUCCCUGCGGCAUCGAAGCGCGAGCUUGAGCAUCGAUGGUCAGCAGAGCCCGCGUGUUUCAACCAACCUCGGAGGUACACCGCUACGACCGGUGGCAACUCGCUCCCGUUCGAGGAGUCUGUCGUCAUCUUUACCCACCGCUCUGGGUCUAGAGAUAGGCAACGAAGGACUUGCUUGGGAGUACAGCCUUCCGUGACAACCUCGGGAGUGACAACCGCCUUCCCUGGGAUUGCCUGUUCUGCAUCUAUGUAUGGUUACGAGACGCGGCGUAUGCACAAAAAGAGAUGUUCGUGUGAGUAUGUGGUUCAACGAUUCCUCAGCGGCAAGCGGCAGCGGCAGUUCGCCGUAGUAAGUCAAGGUUCAGUAGAUCGAGCGUGGCAAAGUAGCAGAC
Messenger RNA from Rhodofomes roseus, 1341 nucleotides. RefSeq lists its product as uncharacterized. NCBI's taxonomy places the organism in Eukaryota, Fungi, Basidiomycota, Agaricomycetes, Polyporales, Fomitopsidaceae. The transcript has 4 exons. The coding region runs from base 181 to 1146 and encodes 321 amino acids. The record is from RefSeq and is a predicted model, not a curated record.